UUAUUAAAUAUAAUAUUUAAAAAAGAAAAAAACUUUGAAAAAAAAUAAUGUUUUUUUAGUCGUGCUUUUGAUGCCGUAACUGGUAAAGAUGUAGCUAUUAAAAAAAUGCUUCGACCAUUUCAAAGUGAAACACAUGCUAAACGAACAUAUAGAGAACUUAAAUUAUUAAUGCAUCUUAAUCAUCGUGAUGCCCAAGUUGUACAAUUAUACAAUGUAUUUACACCGGAAAAAAAUGUUAAUGAUUUUCAAACAUUAUAUUUUGUACUUAAUUUUGUUGAUUAUGAUUUAAGUAAAGUAAUUAAACGUGGAAAACCAUUUACAGAAGAUCAUAUUAAAUUAUUAAUUUAUUCACUUCUUCGUGGUUUGAAAUUUAUUCAUUCAGCUGGUGUUAUUCAUCGUGAUUUAAAACCAACUAAUAUUGGAAUAAGUCAAAAUUCUGAUCUUACUAUUCUUGAUUUUGGUCUAGCUCGUGUUGCAACAAAUGGUCUUCAAACAGGUUAUGUUGCAACAAGAUGGUGGCGUGCACCUGAAGUUUUUAUUAAUUGGGAACGUUAUGAUGAAAAAGUUGACAUAUGGUCUGUUGGUUGUAUUAUGGCUGAAUUAAUUCUUCUUAAACCACUUUUUGCUGGAACAGAUCAUAUUGAUCAAUUAACGAAAAUAUUUGAUGUUGUUGGAACACCUGAUUUAGCUACUUUAGAUGAAGUUUGUGAACCAUAUGCACGAGAUUAUAUUCAUAAAUUAACAACAAGACCUAAACAAGAUUAUAAAAAAUUAUU
Molecule: messenger RNA, 776 nt
Organism: Rotaria sp. Silwood2
Lineage: Eukaryota; Metazoa; Rotifera; Eurotatoria; Philodinida; Philodinidae
Source: the annotation of a GenBank genome assembly